AUGAAGCCAGCAAAGGUGGAUGUGCAGCCUGCCGAGAGGCCGGCGAUGGAGAACUGGCUGUGGGUCAGCGGACACGGCGCGCACCCGGCGCGCGACGCACAAGCCGACCCACUCGCCUCGUCCCAAGGCUCGUGGACGCUCACUCAGCCCAUGUACAGCGCCAAAGAGCUUGACAGCGUCAAGGUCGUGGACCGGCCUCCCGAGACGGUGGGCGACAAGCUCGCACAUGGCGUCGUCAAGCUCCUCCGCCGUUCCUUCGACUUCUUCACCGGCUAUGUAGCCAAGGAGAUCCCGAAGGAGGUGCUGGAGCAGAAGCCCAUCCCCGUCGCUGAGCUGCGCGCGAAGCGGGAUAUCCUCACGGACAAGCAGUGGCUCCUGCGCAUCAUCCUGCUCGAGAGCAUCGCCGGCGUGCCAGGCAUGGUGGCGGGCACGCUGCGGCACCUGCGCUCGCUGCGGCUGAUGCGGCGCGACGGGGGCUGGAUCCACACGCUGCUGGAGGAGGCCGAGAACGAGCGCAUGCACCUCCUCACCUUCCUCACCGUGUCGCAGCCGACAUGGCUCACGCGCGCGCUCGUCCUCGCGGCGCAAGGCGUGUUCUGGAACGUCUUCUUCCUCACCUACCUCGUAGCCCCGAAGACGGCGCACCGCUUCGUCGGCGCCCUCGAAGAAGAGGCCGUGCGCACAUACACACACUGCAUCCAGGACGUGGAGAGCGGGCUCGUGCCCGAGUGGAAGAACAAGCCCGCGCCCCAGAUCGCCAUCGACUACUGGCGCAUGCCAGCGGACGCGACGCUGCUCGACGUCAUCCGCGCCGUGCGCGCCGACGAGGCGACGCACCGCUUCGUGAACCACUCACUGGCAAACCUCGACCAGAAGUACGACUUCAACCCGUUUGCGCUCGCCGAGGCGUCGCCCGAGAUCCGCGGCUCCGUGCCCGGCUUCACGCGUGAAGAGAGCGCAGAGUUUGCGCGCCAGACACAGGCCAAGCUCCUCGGCAAGAACGAGGAGCCGGGCAAGACCGUCAAUCGCUCAAGUAGUUCAGCACUGCAUCUUGCAUCAGCCGCUCCACGAUGCCCCACGAUGGCGUGGAGAGCGCUGCGACCGCAGUCGAAUCAGCCUAGAACAGCCGCGAUCCGCAUCCGCCAUCCGCCACCCGCAGGCCAGGGCAUGAAACACUCGUCAGCGUGUCAAGUUCCAGCUCCGGCAUAA
Cutaneotrichosporon oleaginosum is the source of this 1209-nucleotide messenger RNA. RefSeq lists its product as uncharacterized. Gene Ontology annotation, biological process: alternative respiration. The record is from RefSeq and is a predicted model, not a curated record. Gene Ontology annotation, cellular component: mitochondrion. NCBI's taxonomy places the organism in Eukaryota, Fungi, Basidiomycota, Tremellomycetes, Trichosporonales, Trichosporonaceae. Gene Ontology annotation, molecular function: alternative oxidase activity.